GAAGAUUGGAAGGGUGGAGAUAGAAUCAAGAACUUGCAGGUUGAUGGGCUCUGUUCAGAUGUUGCCAGAGCAAUUGAGCUGCUGGAAAAGCUGCAAGAAUCGGGAGAAGUACCUGGGCACAAGCUACAGUCACUUAAAAAAGUACUGCAGAGUGAGUUUUGUACAGCCAUCAGAGAGGUGUAUCAGUAUAUGCAUGAAACCAUAAAUGUUAAUGGCUGUCCAGAAUUCCGUGCCAGGGCAACAGCAAAGGCAACAGUUGCUGCUUUUGCAGCCAGUGAAGGUCAUUCUCACCCUCGAGUGGUAGAACUUCCAAAGACUGAUGAAGGCCUUGGCUUUAAUGUGAUGGGAGGAAAAGAGCAAAAUUCUCCUAUUUAUAUUUCUCGCAUAAUUCCUGGAGGAGUAGCCGAGACGCAUGGAGGACUCAAACGGGGAGACCAGCUGCUUUCUGUUAAUGGAGUGAGUGUGGAAGGAGAGCACCAUGAAAAAGCUGUGGAACUUCUGAAAGCUGCUAAAGACACUGUCAAGCUGGUGGUACGCUACACUCCAAAGGUGCUGGAUGAGAUGGAGGCUCGCUUUGAAAAACUGCGGACAGCACGCCGCAGGCAACAGCAACAGUUACUUAUUCAGCAGCAACAGCAACAGCAAAAUACACAGCAAAACCAUAUGUCGUAGAUGGUUCUCAAGAAGGAAAUUCUAAAUCCAGCAUUGGACAACUUGGCAACAAAGCUGUGCUUCACAUUCCAGCAAACAAUAAAAGAGCAGCAACAAUGACAAUACAACUGUGUUCACCAGCAAACUAUGAAAGAUUGCCAUAGGAAUUGUUUUGGCAGGCCAACAACAUAAUAAACUCUUCCUGUGAGGUUUUUCACUGUAUUGAAGUUUUAGGAUGAAAGGUUUCUUUUGUUCCUGUCGUAUGGUAAGAUUUGUCAAUAUAAACUAUUGUUAAAUUUUUAAGAAAACAGAAUAGUCAAAGCUUAUGAAUGAAUGAAUGUAUGGUCCAAUCCUGCACUCUGUACAAUGAUACUCUAUCAUGAAUUUGUCAGACGGAUGCAAGGUGGGCUAAUGCCAAGAGUGAAGACUGUCCAAAGUUUGUAGCCUUGAUUCAGCUGUAGUUGCACUUUUUGAAGGUAUUUAUUUGUGGCUAGUGCAUCAGAAUAUAGAUGAAUUGUGCAUUAGAUUGCACAUCCCCAUUCAAAGCAAUGCAAUGUGGAUAUGCCACAUCCACAAUUGGAUGCCAUCCAAACUUUUUAUGCCGAUGGUUCUUUACCCAGACAAGUGAUGCUUUUAGAGAAGUGUGGUUCCAUGUGCAAAUCUCAUCAUCUAGAUUGAGGCCUGUGUGAGAGAGAAACAAUUUGAGUAAAAUGCACCAAUUAAAAACUUUACAACUAAAAAAACUCAUAUAUCUUAAAUAAUAUCUUGUCAUCAGAAUUUUACACAGUUGUGAAGUCCAGUUUUAAUAAUUCACCAGUUUAUUUCUUCUGUGAAUUUAUUGAUGUAUUUAUCUGAGGGCUGCAGGAUUUAGAUGAUUAAUCAACUCAACUUAAUCAAACUAUUCUAAUUGAUGAAAAAUCCUUCAAUUAAUUUUAAUUUUUUUAAAAAGAUUUCUAAUAAUUUUAAUGCAAGUGUUAUGAAUCCAUAGCAUUCAACUUUUAAUUUUAUAGAUGAAUAAAAUAAAGCUUCUAAGACAGGUCAUGUUCUGAGGCAUGCUUGCAUCACCAAAAAACAGAAGACGAUUUUCUUUCUUCUUUUUCUUAUUAUUAUUCAAAACUAUUGUGUUAGGUUGCAAAUCUAUACACGUCUACUUGGGGGUAAGUCCUAUAGAUCUCAAUUGUACUUAUUCUUGGGUGAGUGUGUGCAGAAUCAUAGCCUUUGUAGUCUGCUAUGCACUUACCCAUUGAGCUUAGGAAUGCUUACUUAUGAGUAGAUGUGUACAGCAUUGUGUGCACUGUUACAUGCAAAAUGUUUGCAGGCUCAGUUAAUUAUUUAUUAACCAGCUAACAUUUAUUUAGUGGAAUACCAGGCCUAAUUUCUUCAGGAUUCCAUCUGUAGAUAUAUUUUUCCUCUUUGUGUAUCCAUAUAUUCUAUUGAGCAAGUUUAAUUCUGUCUUUUGUUAAUAGUAAGACUUAGAGUACCCUAGAACUGUAUUUUUGAAUAAAGAUACUGCUUGUAUAUGUACUAUAGCUAUUACUAUCCAAAAACCUGUAACUGAGUAUACAGUAUAUUUAUAAGAUUAUAUACAUAUAUAUAUGAUAAAUAUAUAUACACACAUAUAUUGUCAGAAUGUAUUUGUUCCAGAAGUAGGCUGUGGUACUUAUUUAUAUAUUGCAAAUGUUUUGAGAUCAUGGUGAUGAGACAAAGUUAGUUUGGGAACAAUAGAAAUAGCGAAUGUCUCUAGUCCCCAAGUAUAUUAUGUAGCUGAUUAAUGUUAGAUUUAAUAUACCAAAUCAUUUAGCUGAGAGCUGUUGUAGCAUAGUAGUUAUGAUACUGAGGAAUAAAUUAGGAAUUCACUAGGUGACCCUAGGCAAGCCUUCCUCUGUCCCUCCCUCCCUCUCAUCCCUAUUCAUUCCCUCUGCAAUAUAGGGUAAUAAUAGUGGUUUAUAGGAUUAUCAUAAGAAUUAUAACUAGAAGAUGAACAUGAAGCACUUUGAGCACCUGGAAACACUGUACAAUUAAGAUAUAUGAUUAUUGUCGUCCCACCUUAUUCUGAGAGUGGGGGGCAGGCCUUCCCAAAGAAGCAGACAUAAUUCCUAUGGUGUUACUAGCUUUCUCUGAACUUUUAGAACUAACCUCUAAACAUCAAAUAAAAUGAAUUUGGAGUCUUGAAAUACAGGCUUAACCUUUCACCCCUUGCUAGAGCCCAAAUUGGGGCUCAUGUACCCUCUAAUUUAACUGGAGGGAAUAUGUUUCAUUUCCACCAAAGUUUGAAAAAGAUUGUUAAAAUAUUUUUAGAAAAUGUUAACUGGUGAAUAGCAUCUUAUCUAACAGGGGAUGUGGUGGUGCUGCGGGUUAAACCGCAAAAGCCUCUGUGCUGCAAGGUCAGAAAACCAGCACUCGUA
This is a messenger RNA of Pogona vitticeps (central bearded dragon), 3056 nucleotides long. NCBI's taxonomy places the organism in Eukaryota, Metazoa, Chordata, Lepidosauria, Squamata, Agamidae. The record is from RefSeq and is a predicted model, not a curated record.